UUAAAUGAAAAUGGCGUCUAAAAAUGAUCCUAAAGUUGACGAACUCGAGGCUGGUCCUGAAGUAGCUGCGGCUGCCAGUUCUUAUGAAUUGAAAUGUCCCAUUUGUCUGGAGGACUAUGACAAUAAGGCAUUCGUUAAUGUCUGCUUUCAUGCUUUCUGUUAUGUGUGUAUAGUCCAGUGGUCUGAGGUCAGUAACAAGUGUCCAAUGUGCAAGGUCUCGUUCAAGAGUCUCAUUUAUGAUGUAAAGACAGAGUCCAAUUACAAAACUCAUAUCAUUAGUUCUUCAUCAAGGAGACAGGAUUCAAGAGAAGUGAGCAUCAAUGAAGCUCGUAGGUUCAGGUACAGGACUACAGUGUUACCUGGUGAGAGACAACCUCUUGAGUCACAGAGACACCGACUCCAACAAUCACGCAAACCAGCAACCGAAGAAAGAAGAAGGACAGUGUAUCAGGCUGGAAUGAGGGCCUUACCAUUCACUACUGAAGGAAAGAAAGUUCGAAUUAGAAAUAUAUCUGCCUCUUUCUUUAAAUCUAAUCCAGCUGCAGUUCAUCGUCUGUUGCCAUGGCUAUCACGUGACAUCAAAGCGACGCUAGGAGAGGAACACGUGGAGUUUAUGAUCCAACUGAUACUCUCAAUAAUUGACAAGAUCAAUAUCGAUAGUGAUGAAUUCAUAGAGCACUUAAGACCGUUCUUCCACCACAGGACGGAACACUUUGUCCACGAGUUUAUAAGCUUUGCCAAGUCUCCAUUAGACAUGAUGGCAUACGAUCAUAAAGUCAGCUAUGGACUUCCAUCGUCAGUUCAUGGAGCUAAGAGAACAGGCACCAGCUCUGAUGGCGGAGAUGUGAAUGAAAGAGGAGAAUCAUCACAAGCUGGUCCAUCUAGUACUGCUCCAGAAGGAGAAACAGCUCCAGCUUCUGUUGAAGAAGGAAGAGACAAAGGAGAAGGAGAAGGGGAAGGAGCUCAAAGUGAAGAUGAAAUGCAUAAGAGGAUAUUAUACGAACUAGCUACCUCAACUUGGGACGAGAGUCCAAUAAUAACUCGUAAACCGGACACGCCCCCUUCAAACAGGGCUCAGGACUCGGACCAAGACUUUAUCAUUAUUAGUACCAGUCCCAGUGUAUCCGAUAUUGAAGGACUAGUACCAAGAGACGAGGGGGUACAGGAUAAUAGAGUCACAUGUAGCACUGGUAGAGAUAGAGGGGAAAAACAGGAUGAGGGUGAGUCUGAAGGUAGUAGAGUCUGUGAAAAAAGAAGGAAGUCUUCUAAGAGUUCGAAAACUAAAAGUCGUAAACACAAAAAAAGUUAUUUAUCGGACUCUGGAUCUUGUUCAGAGGAGAGAGAGGAAAGGAGGAGGAGGAAGAGGAGGAGUAGAUCAAGAGAGAGAACCAACUCUCCGUCCCUCACUCCUGAAUAUUAUUACAAAGAUUCUAAAAGGACUUACGACAAGAAAAGGAAGCAUCGUUCGUCUACUCACCACAAGCAGAGGAAAUCAGAUCGGAGCUCACGUGAUGAGUCAUGUGAUCACAGGAGUCAUUCACGUUACCAUGGUUACUCGUCACGUGAUCGUAGCCAAUCGUCACACGGUCAAGAAAGAAAGAGAUAUCAUAAAAGACACGCCAAGAGAGGAAAGAGAUCACAUGAGAAAGAAAAACGGUCUCAGAAAAGAUUGCGUGAUCGAUCGCAUGACAAGAAGAAAGCCGACAUGCUCAGUGGUGACUAUUCAACCAGUGAUGAUGAUUGUGAUGUGUUAAGUGACGGCGAGAUCAAACGCGAGCUGGAAGAUAUCAACAACGAUCUUUUAAAUAUGAAGAAACGAUUGCUCAAGCACUGUCUACACAGAGAAAGGGCUACUUUAUUGAAAUCGGCCCUGCAGAAGGAACUGGGUGGGAUUGACACGCCCCUUGACACACCCACCAACGAAGACGAGGGUGGUUCUAGUAGCAUUGAUGAGUUAGAGGAUGAGUUGAUGAGGAUUGAGAGAGAUAUAGAGAUGAGUAGGAAUGAAGUGGCUGCUGUUAAUGAGAGACUAGAGAAAGACUGAGAAAAAUGAUAAAUUGUAAAGUCUAAACUAGACUAUGUUCUCAUUCAUUUGAACCUGUAUUUUAUUUUUAAAAUUUAAAAAGAAAUCAUUUUUAUGCUUUACCUAAA
This is a messenger RNA of Amphimedon queenslandica, 2151 nucleotides long. RefSeq names its product E3 ubiquitin-protein ligase Topors-like. The coding region runs from base 5 to 2044 and encodes 679 amino acids. The record is from RefSeq and is a predicted model, not a curated record. Lineage: Eukaryota; Metazoa; Porifera; Demospongiae; Haplosclerida; Niphatidae. Gene Ontology annotation, molecular function: ubiquitin protein ligase activity. The transcript is spliced from 8 exons. Gene Ontology annotation, biological process: protein monoubiquitination; protein polyubiquitination.